GGGGAGGGAGUCGUGGUUUCCUCCGGAAGUGCCUGAGCGGCCUUCGCUGUGCGUCGCUCUACGACGGCCCCGCGUGAGGGACGCGAGUUGUAGGUCAUGGCACUGGCCGCGCGGCUCUGGCGCUUUGUGCCUUUGCCCCGUGGCGUCUUCCCGGGACCGCGGCUCUCGAGGGCUGUUGCUGGCGGCCGCGGACGUGGCUGUGGUCGGCGACUCCGAGGCCCUGAGGUGAUGGGAAAUCUGGGAGCUUUCAAAAGAAGCCUUUUAUUCUCAGCCUUACCUUAUUUGGGUUUUGAAGCAUAUCGACUAUUUUCCCAGGCUGCUGUGGUUCAUGCCACAGCCAAAGUUUUCGGAGUUGAAGAAAUUCUUGAACAAGCAGACUACCUAUAUGAGAGUGGAGAAACAGAAAAACUUUAUCAAUUGCUUACCCAAUAUAAGGAAAGUGAAGAUGCAGAGUUACUGUGGCGAUUGGCACGUGCAUCACGUGAUAUAGCUCAGCUUAGUGGAACCUCAGAAGAGGAGAAAAAACUCUUGGUCUAUGAAGCUCUAGAGUAUGCAAAAAGAGCACUAGAAAAAAAUGAAUCCAGUUUUGCAGCUCAUAAGUGGUAUGCAAUCUGUAUUAGUGAUGUUGGAGAUUAUGAAGGCAUCAAGGCUAAAAUUGCAAAUGCCUACAUUAUCAAGGAGCAUUUUGAGAAAGCAAUUGAACUGAAUCCAAAAGAUGCUACCUCAAUUCACCUUAUGGGUAUUUGGUGUUAUACAUUUGCUGAAAUGCCUUGGUAUCAAAGAAGAAUUGCUAAAAUGCUGUUUGCAACUCCUCCUAGUUCCACCUAUGAGGAGGCCUUAGGCUACUUUCACAGGGCAGAGCAAGUGGAUCCAAACUUCUACAGCAAAAACUUGCUUCUUUUAGGAAAGACAUAUUUGAAGUUACACAAUAAAAAGCUUGCUGCCUUCUGGCUAAUGAAAGCCAAGGACUAUCCAGCACACACAGAGGAGGAUAAACAGAUACAGACAGAAGCUGCCCAGUUGCUCACAGGUUUCAGUGACAAGAACUGAGAAUUUUUCAGAGAAGAAAGCACAUGAAAUAUCUAAGAAACAUUGCCUUUUCAUCAAAUUACAAAGUUAAUACAUAAACCAUAACUGUUCUAUAGCUGUUUCCUCAGUUCCUUUAAUGUGACCAUUUGACAGAUUAAAUAUACAAAAUUCUAAGUUUCUUCACAGACAAGACAAAAGAAAUAAUUACAGUUAAGAGUGGUAGAGACCUCUCCCUGGCUCAGAGGCAGAGAUAUUGCACAUUUAGGACACCAGCAGUACAAAGUGGUGUAGGAUUUCUAAGGAGGAUGGAUCACAUCAGAAUGGGAGAUCAAGAAAAGAGAACUUUGUGGAAGAGGUUUCAUUUGGGGAAUGCAUUGUCAAAUUGGACUGAUGCAAAGUUGAGAUCUUGCAGAGAAGGUGCAGUGAAAAUAGGUUAGGAUGUUGAGGGUUCUUGGUAUAAAGUAGUAAAAUGAUGGCUCUUGGAAACAACCUGUGUAAGGAAAAAACUUAAGUCAGGAGAGGACAGAAAAUGGAGUGAUUUUUUUAAUGGGACAUAGUCUCAUAAGUGGAGCACUGAUUUUGUCACCAGAUAAAGCCCAGAUUCUCUGCCCUAAUAUGGUGAUAGGAACACGGAACUCAAUGGUGAAAUAGAAAGUAAGAGGUUUUAAAUAGGCAGGACAGUAUUACUUGAGGCUGGGAUGCCACCACUGCAGAACUGUUGUAGAAAAAGGAUUGUCUUGGAUGUCACUUAGAUAAAUCAACAGUACAUUGCAUAGGUGGGUUUCCCCCAAAUGAUUUGACAGUUGUUAACAGUGAACUACACGGGUGUGGGCUGUUUCUGUGUCAUCAUGUAUAUUUUCAAACAAAAAGGAAAACUGAAAGUCCUGGACUCUAUAUACCCAUCUUCAAUUGCUAAUCUUGGGCUAUAUUUUACUGGUGUAUGUGUGUGUGUGUGUGUAUGUGCAUUUCUAAACUUUUGAAAUUUAUUAUAGGCAACAUACUUCCUCCCUAAAGACUUCACAUGUUAUCUCAAAAUAAGGACAUCCUUCAAAUAAACCCAUUAUCACAACAAAAAGUUAACAGUAAUUCUUUAAUAUCAUCUUACAAUAUCCAGCCAUAUUCAUAUUUUCUAAAAUAUCCUAGGAUGCCUUACAGUUUGGAAAAACCAGGCUCCAGUUAAUCACAUAUUGUAUUUGAUUUUCUGCCUUAGUUUUAAGAAAUCUAGAGCUGUUCUCCCAUUGUUUUUUUUUCUUACCCCAUCAUUCAUGGACUUUUUGAAGAGGCCAGUCCAGUUAUCUUAUUAGACUGUCCUUCAUUCCACAUUUGCCUUACCCUACUUUUGAGAACCACUGUUCCAUCUUAUAUUCCGUGACUUUAGUUAUAUGUAUAUUAGAUCUUCUUUGCCUGAUUGUUAAAUUAUUUCUCUGAUUUUUCUUUUUAUCUCUUUGGUUCAUUUUCUUGGCUCUUUCAAUUUGUUUUCCAUGUCCCUUAUUUUUGUUUUCUUCUUCAGAUUUUGUCUUCACUUCUGAGAUGUUUUUCUUCCAUUUUUAUUCCCAAUUUCAGUCAGCAAAGAUUUUGUUUAGUUUGUCCAGUUCUGAGAUUCUAAAUUUUUUUUAAAGAUUUUAUUUAUUUAUUAAUGAGAGACAUAGAGAGCGGCAGAGACACAGGUAGAGGGAGAAGCAGGCUUCAUGCAGGGAGCCAGAGCCCGCGCGGGACUUGAUCCUGGGUCUCCAGGAUCACUUCCUGGGCUGAAGGCAGCACUAAACUGCUAAGCCACCUGGGCUGCCCAGUUUCUAAAUUUCUAAUUUGGAUUUUUCUGGUAUCUGUAGUUAACUUACAUUUAAUUCAUAUUAGUAUAUUGUGUUAAUGUUUUUUGUAUUGAACAUUUUUUAUCUGAAAUUUUCUUUUUCAGUUUUCUCUUACAGUGACUUUUAAUAUUUUCUGGAGGUGUGACUGUGUAUGUGUGUUUGUUGUUACCAGUGGUACCAAGGAAUCAAAUGGGAGGUUAAGGGUUUGGAUGUGUUCAAGAAUAAUCUCUAUAAAGUAGUUUUUGUGAAAUGGUCUUUCAGUAAUAAAGCUAUCUUCUGAUAUUUCA
Molecule: messenger RNA, 3124 nt
Organism: Canis lupus familiaris (dog)
Lineage: Eukaryota; Metazoa; Chordata; Mammalia; Carnivora; Canidae
Gene: RMDN1
Product: regulator of microtubule dynamics 1
Exons: 10
Coding region: 97-1050 (317 amino acids)
Cellular component (GO): spindle microtubule; cytoplasm; mitotic spindle pole
Molecular function (GO): microtubule binding
Source: RefSeq, a predicted model, not a curated record